AUGUUCGCAUCCCAGGUGUUCUGGUCCUACAUUCUCGGAAUGCUGACCAACCUGGGCGGUCUAUCCUUGGACCGGAUUCACUCUAUGUUACGCAUGUUCGCCCUCGGUGGAGUCAGCGAGGCUGGCGAGUGCACCAGACAACAACUGCGACACUUUCUGGAGGGCAAGUUGCGUGAAGGGCAGCUCAUCUGUGAAGACGAUCUCUAUAAGUUGCCUUGA
Dibothriocephalus latus is the source of this 219-nucleotide messenger RNA. The record is from the annotation of a GenBank genome assembly. Lineage: Eukaryota; Metazoa; Platyhelminthes; Cestoda; Diphyllobothriidea; Diphyllobothriidae.